AAAGGUCAAAUUUAGGAAAAAGGAAAUAAGCUGGGUUCACCUACUGCAUCCUGCUACUAUCUUACCGCUUGAGCUCUCUGAAACGGAAAAAAAAUGGCGACGACGAGCGGUGAUGAUGCCAUCAGAGUUAGCGGUAUGGAAUUCGCUUAUGAAGUCGAUGAUCCUAUAUUCUUUGACUUCAACCUCGAUCUUCCAGCUGGAUCUCGCUGUCUAUUGGUUGGCGCCAAUGGAUCUGGCAAGACAACCUUAUUGAAAAUUCUGGCUGGAAAGCAUAUGGUGGGAGGAAAGAACGUUGUUCAAGUUCUGAGCCGUUCGGCUUUCCAUGAUACUCAGCUUGUUUGCAGUGGUGACUUGUCUUAUCUUGGAGGAUCUUGGAGUAAAACCGUUGGCUCAGCUGGUGAGGUUCCUCUCCAAGGAGACUUUUCAGCAGAACACAUGAUAUUUGGAGUUGAAGGGAUUGAUCCCGUGAGAAGAGAAAAAUUGAUUGAUCUUCUUGAUAUCAAUCUUCAUUGGCGUAUGCAUAAGGUUUCUGAUGGGCAGAAACGCCGAGUGCAGAUAUGCAUGGGACUCUUACAUCCAUUCAAGGUGUUAUUACUUGACGAGGUCACAGUUGACUUAGAUGUUGUUGCAAGGAUGGAUUUGCUGGAAUUCUUCAAAGAAGAAUGUGAUAAGAGAGGAGCCACCAUUGUAUAUGCAACUCACAUAUUCGACGGGCUAGAGACAUGGGCUACACAUUUGGCCUACAUUCAGAACGGUGAGCUGAUUCGUUCAUCGAGAAUGGCAGAUAUCAACGAGAUGAAAAUUUCACCCAACCUCCUCUCGGUGGUAGAAUCUUGGCUCCGGUCUGAAACCAAACUCGAGAAGAAGAAGAAGAAGAAGAAGGAGCCUGCGGCAAAAUGGAAACCAUCUCCAUUUGAUAACUCUCCUUUUAGGUCAUCGAGACAUAUGGCUUAUUACCGAUGAUUGGUAAUAACGGUGAGAUCAUUGAUGUGAAUAUGUGAUAUGUAAGAAUAAGGAUACUCGGUACAAGUUCACAUUGUAUUUUUCUGUUAAAGAACUUAAUAAAAAGAAAUACA
Eutrema salsugineum is the source of this 1076-nucleotide messenger RNA. Its product is annotated as ABC transporter I family member 19. Lineage: Eukaryota; Viridiplantae; Streptophyta; Magnoliopsida; Brassicales; Brassicaceae. The record is from RefSeq and is a predicted model, not a curated record. Gene Ontology annotation, molecular function: ATP hydrolysis activity; ATP binding. Bases 94 to 963 code for a protein of 289 amino acids. The transcript has 6 exons.